AUGUCGAGCGCCAAUCAACUCUUCCUGCUCGCCGACCACAUUAAGCUCUCGCUGUUAGAGCGUCAACGGGCUAAGAAUCUUAAUCUUGAAGGCGACUCGCAAGAUGGUCACAUCUCACGAUCUUUUGACCAGUUCCGCGAUGGCCUGGCCAAUCUCCGCGAUGAGGAGCAGCGCUUGACUUUUGCCGGCGAAACAGACGCCGCUACAAGCCUCACAGAAUCCAUCACAUCGCUCCAGAAGCAACUAGACGACCUCACAACUCAAUUCCAAGGCCAACCAAACUCCAAAACUGCCGAAACCCUCACUCACCCCAACUCGGAAGAGCUCGCCGACGACUUUGAGCACGCAACCUCAACAUCUCCAGUCUCAAGGAAGCCAAAGACUGUUCGCUUCAGCGACACCCCUUCUUCGCCGUCCGCUGAGCUCUUUGGCCGUUACCGCGAUGAUCCCUCCGAUAGCGCCGGCUACCGAGACGAGGCACAGGGCAUGGACAACCAGCAGAUUCACCAGUACCACGCCCAGAUCCUAGAACAACAAGAUGAGCAGCUUGAUCGCUUGGGCGAGUCUAUCGGACGCCAGCGCGAGCUUAGCAUGCAAAUCGGCGACGAGCUCGAUAGUCACGUUGCUAUGCUCGACGAGGUUGAGGCUGUUACCGAUCGUCACCAGAGCCGACUGGAUCGUGCGAGUAGAAUGCUUGGAAAGGUCGCUCGAGGCGCAAGCGAGAACAAGCAAAUGACCACCAUCGUGGUUCUCAUCAUCAUUCUUGUCUUGCUCAUUGCUAUCCUGAAAUAA
Messenger RNA from Fusarium mangiferae, 792 nucleotides. RefSeq lists its product as uncharacterized. The transcript is spliced from 2 exons. The record is from RefSeq and is a predicted model, not a curated record. NCBI's taxonomy places the organism in Eukaryota, Fungi, Ascomycota, Sordariomycetes, Hypocreales, Nectriaceae. Bases 1 to 792 code for a protein of 263 amino acids. Gene Ontology annotation, biological process: vesicle fusion; intracellular protein transport. Gene Ontology annotation, cellular component: endomembrane system; SNARE complex. Gene Ontology annotation, molecular function: SNARE binding; SNAP receptor activity.